Molecule: messenger RNA, 1336 nt
Organism: Paramacrobiotus metropolitanus
Lineage: Eukaryota; Metazoa; Tardigrada; Eutardigrada; Parachela; Macrobiotidae
Exons: 2
Coding region: 361-1101 (246 amino acids)
Source: RefSeq, a predicted model, not a curated record
GAUUUGUAAUGGAAAAAGAAUGUUCUGGACAGAAACGUCAGGUAACCAAUUGUCAGUACUCAGGCUUAAACGACCGGAUACGGGUUGCACCCUCAGACGUCUGGGCAUUUUGGACGAUUACUGGCGUUGUAUGCUGCACAUGCGACAGCUGCUCGAUUUUAAUAAAUCAUUAUUCAACCGUUGUGUGGUUCUGUACUCUACCGUUGUAUUGUUCUUCACCUGAGUAUGUGCGCUGUGGAGGAUCCUAUCCCACCGUGACGUUAGCAACCGGCACAUUCUCUGUGAUUCUGCACAGCAUGCGACAAGAAACCAUACAAUUACGAUUUGGCAUGGGAGUACGAUAAGCGUGUUACGUACAAAAUGGGAACCAUGCUGCAGCGCAUACAUCCGCAGUACACGCGUACCGUGGCGUUGACGGAGCAUCGGUAUUGUGGUCACCCGGAAUCCGGUUUCGCCAGAAGAAUGUCGAUAAUCGCCAGACUAAUGCAGCUUGAGGACCUGCGACUGCCCUUGGUUAUUGUGAAGAACGGCCGGGAUCCUGUGCAAUACGCAAGUUCCUCCUUCCUGUCCAUCCGACGCAAGCCCCGCAACGGUCAGUUGGAUUCUCCUGGGCUGUCCGAACUUAUGACCGUUUGCGACCGAUUGGUGCUGGUUAACUUUAUCGCGACGGCAACCAUCAUCGGAUCAGCGCGGCAGUUAAUGUUUCCAUAUGCUCCAUCGCAGCUACCGGAUUCCGAGAUACCGUUCUUUCGCCUGAACCCUGCUUCGGACUGCUGUGAAGUCAGCAUUCCCAUUCUGCGUUUCAACUGUACGGACACGGCCGAGUGCCAGCGGCGAGCGCUUCUGGCAGCGGCUAACGCCCAGUGUCCGCCCGUCAGUCAGCGGGUGUUGGAAAAGGUCAAAGCAAUUCAUGCGCGUUGGGUGCGGACGUUCGGCUAUCCGGAUGAAUGGGCGGGUAUUCGAAAUUUCUUGCAGGUGUUUAAUAAUCUUAGCCCGGAAGACAAUCCACAGCGAUGGGACUCGAUGGAUCUCCGCCAACUGGACAUCGCCUCGUUGAGCAAUGCGACCUUUGCAGCUCUGAAUGGAUUCUAUAAAGACUGAAGGAGACAUGAACAGAAUUAUCGAUCUACAGAUUAUGUUCUCGUAUUCAUUAACUCAUGACAAUAUUUGCUUACUUAAAUUAAAGCACACCCUUUACACAGUUAUAGCACACAAUUUCUUUUGUAUUUUAGUGUUGAUUAAUUCUUCGUGAAAGUUCUUUUGUUGUUGUUGGCUGCAUCCUUGCGAUUUCGUACAUGGGUCUCAUCGACAUGAACAAGAAGAAGAAUUUUCUUCG